This is a messenger RNA of Colletotrichum costaricense, 2223 nucleotides long. RefSeq names its product oxidoreductase family protein. NCBI's taxonomy places the organism in Eukaryota, Fungi, Ascomycota, Sordariomycetes, Glomerellales, Glomerellaceae. Gene Ontology annotation, cellular component: cytosol; nucleus. The coding region runs from base 1 to 2223 and encodes 740 amino acids. The transcript is spliced from 4 exons. The record is from RefSeq and is a predicted model, not a curated record. Gene Ontology annotation, molecular function: nucleotide binding.
AUGGCCCCCAUCAGAGUAGGCAUCAUCGGACUCUCCGCAAAGGAGGCAGUCAUGGGCCCUGGCGCCUGGGCCUCCAUCGCCAUCCUCCCCUCCUUCAAGAAUUCGCUACACUACGAGAUUGUCGCCCUCUGCAACUCGUCCGCGGAAGCAGCCCGCCGCUCCAUCGAGAUGCAUAAGCUUCCGAGCACGACCAAAGCAUACGGCGACGUCGAGCAGCUGGCCAGCGACCCGGAUGUGGACCUCGUCGUCGUAAGCGUCGUCGUGACCAAGCACCUCGCCGUCACCCUCCCCGCGCUCGCCAACAGGAAGCAAGUCUUUGUCGAGUGGCCCCUUGGCGCCUCGGCGCAGGAGGCGGAACAGCUCACGCAGCUGGCCAAGUCAGACGGACUCAAGACCAUUGUGGGUCUCCAGGGUCGCUCUGACGCUCUCACUCUCAAGCUGAGGGAGAUAAUUCAGAGUGGGGAGAUUGGUGAGAUCAAGCACACUUCUGUCGCCGGCACUCUCCCAUACUUUCCUCCCAACUUCUGGGUGGAGGGUGCGGAGUACUAUCUCGAUAUCAAAACCGGAGGUAACGCAUUCCACAUCGGCUUUGGGCAUUUCUUGGACUCAUUCACAAACGUUGUUGGCGACUUCGAUCUCAGCAGCCUGUCGUCAGUUCUAAAGAGCGACGUCGACUCCGUCCCCCUAUACAAAGCCGACAGAAGCAGCGUGAUCGACCCAGCGUACCCAAAGUCCUCUCCCGAUCACAUCUUGGUCCAAGGCGUGCUGCAAAACGGGGCAGUGGCCUCGAUUGCCUGCCGAACCACCCCGGUCACGGCCGGUGAGGUCGGUGCUCGCUGGAUCAUCAGCGGCACCAAGGGGGAAAUCGAGGCCGUCUGGGACGGAGGCCAGUGGCAGAUCCACAGCACCAGAAAGCAACUCAAGUACAAGUUAGUCGGAGGAGAAGAACAAAAGGUCAUUCUCGAGACCGGCAAGCUCCCUGACGGAGUCGAGGUUUCGGCCGCGGGACUGAACACGCUCCUCGUUUUUGACGCCUACGCCAAAGGCGAUACUUCACGGUAUGCGGACUUUGAGACAGCUCUGAAGAACCAUGUGCUUUUGGAGACGAUUUUGAAGAAGUCGGGACCAGCCGCCGGUGGACCGCAGCAAAAGUUCGGCACCGACGCCGACGCCGGCGUUGACGCCCGAAACGUGGAUCCCGUGACAAAUCUCCUCCGAAGAUCUGACUCGGAGCAGCUGCCGAGACUUCACGACUUCAUUCGCAGCGCCCAACAAAUCACAGUCGGCGUUUCUUUAAUACUUGCGAUUCCGAUUGAAGGAUCCGGGGGCGCGAUCGCCAGUGCGCCAGGAGGAGCAACACCUCCAAAGGCAGACAAACCCAAACAUAUCGCCAUCCUAGACACCGACGUAAUGGUCACAGCCGUCCAAACCCUCUACGGACAAUACUACAGCGCCCAAUACAUCAAACGCCUCACCGCCGCCGCAACCCGCGUCGGAGCCUCCCACCUCGCCACCUUCACGACCUGGGACGUCGUCGCAGGCCACUACCCGAGCCCAGCCGACGUCGACGCCAUACUCAUCACGGGCUCCAUCGCCGCCGCCUACGACACGGACCCCUGGGUCCUCCGCCUCGGCGACUUCAUCCGGCGCGUCUACGAGCACCACCCCACCGUCCGCAUCUUUGGCACCUGCUUCGGCCACCAGCUCAUCGGCAAAGCCCUCCUCGAGCCCCACGGCGCCGUCGUGGAAAAGGACCCCAACGGCUACGAGUUUGGCGUCCAGACCAUCUCGUUGAACCCGAAACUCGUAGAGGACUUUCCCUGCCUGGCCGCUCUUGCGCCCACGACAAGAACGACAGAGUCAGAACAGGACGCCGGCUCUUCAUCAUCGCCACCCCCUCACGGUCUCCGGCUACAAAUGUGCCACGGCGACCACGUAGCCCUCGCCCCGCCACCGAACCCACCUCUUCCAGGAACCUGGCAAAACAUCGGCGGCAGCGCGCACUGCAGGGUCCAGGGUCUGUACGAGCCCUCUCGCGUCCUCACGAUCCAGCCCCAUUUCGAGUGCGACCAGGUCAUCAUGGAAGAGACCAUUAAGCACUUUUACACGCCCGCCAAGGGGUUCUCGCCAGAGUUUCUGCAGCGGGCGUUUGACGCGACGAGGAGGGAGGACGACGCGGGUGUUGCUGCGGAGUGGGUGUUUCGAUUCUUGGUUGGUAUCUGA